Molecule: messenger RNA, 1344 nt
Organism: Pseudophryne corroboree (corroboree frog)
Lineage: Eukaryota; Metazoa; Chordata; Amphibia; Anura; Myobatrachidae
Gene: ABITRAM
Product: actin binding transcription modulator
Exons: 8
Coding region: 400-966 (188 amino acids)
Biological process (GO): regulation of filopodium assembly; regulation of actin filament polymerization; dendrite morphogenesis
Cellular component (GO): nucleus; dendrite; lamellipodium
Molecular function (GO): actin filament binding; actin monomer binding
Source: RefSeq, a predicted model, not a curated record
GAGUGACGCAGUCACGCUGCGGGGGCGUGGCUAGCCGCACUGACACUUUCUUUUCGUUGCCUUUCAUCUCCAUACGCACCAAAUUCAGGCAGAGGUUACAGCGUGAUGAAGCUACAUCCGGGAAAUUAUUUCGACCGGCCUCCCACUUGCACAGGAAGCGCCUCGCAGAGCACGUGGGGUGUGCGGAAGUCUGAGCUGGACACAAGCGCUGCGCUGUUUAGGAAAGAAUAGGAGGCGGCUGACUGUGGGUUCUGUCACCGGCGUCCUCAUCCAGCUAUCGCAGAAGCAGACAGACUGAGGCGCCCAGCUGUUGUGGAACUACAAGUCCAAUCAUACCUUACCAACAGAAUCUUGCAAGGCACAAAGAGGAACUGUUACAGUACUGUCAUCCAUCUUUACAUGGCGGAAGGGUCUAGAGAUUGCCCGUCUGUUGUUGGUCGUUAUUUUACAAGAUGGUACAAAGCAGAUGUAAAGGGAAAGCCACGUGAAGACUUCUGUAUAUUGCAGCACUCAAACCGCACCCUGCUAAAGCAGCCUGUCGUUACUGCCGCCACAAUCUGUGUCAUUACACUGGCAGAAUGUCACCCUGUUCUUAAAAAUGGGAAAGCUAUUUCUAGUAUUAAUUACCAAAUCAGCAACAAUUGCAGCAGGCUGCAGAACAAAGUGUCAGGAAAGUCUAAACGGGGAGCUCAGUUCUUAACAGAGUUGUCGCCUUUAUGUAGAAUAAUUUGCUGUGACGGUGAGGAGUAUACAAUUUACAGUUGUAUCAGGGGUCGGCUACUAGAAGUAAAUGAAAAUAUUCUUCAAAAUCCUCAACUUUUGAAAGACAAGCCAUGCACCGAAGGUUACAUUGCAGUUGUGCUGCCAAAAUUUGAAGAGAGCAAAACUGUGACGGAGGGUCUGCUUUCCCAGACGCAAUAUGAAGAAACUUUGUUGAAACGGACAUCUUCAGUGUGUGACAAAUAAAGCAAUUUUUAACAAACUCUGUAGUCUUUAAAAUCUACCUCUAAAUGAAAAAAGACCUAUUCACUUGUUGACAAUAUUUUAGAUAAUUAUGACUGAUUUUUAUGUAUUUUCGUGGGGCUGAUUACGAAAAUGAGAGCAGAAUUUGUCCUAAGGGCUCCAUUUUUUUGUAAACGGACAUUUGUUUUUGUUUUUUUAAAUUAUACAUUUUGCUCAUAACAACCAUAUGUAUACUGUAGGUUUUUUUAUUUAUUUAUAUUUGUUUCAAGACUUUCAUAAUGAGCAAUUGUUAAAUGCAUUAGCCAUUCCCUAUGUAUCAUUUAUGUCAAGGCAGAGAAUAAAGUAGAUAAAUCUGCGUAUAUAAUUAAAUCAUAAAAACCA